Abrus precatorius (Indian licorice) is the source of this 1532-nucleotide messenger RNA. Its product is annotated as ribosomal RNA-processing protein 14-C-like. Lineage: Eukaryota; Viridiplantae; Streptophyta; Magnoliopsida; Fabales; Fabaceae. The coding region runs from base 63 to 1094 and encodes 343 amino acids. The transcript has 2 exons. Gene Ontology annotation, cellular component: nucleolus. Gene Ontology annotation, molecular function: DNA binding; RNA binding. The record is from RefSeq and is a predicted model, not a curated record. Gene Ontology annotation, biological process: ribosomal small subunit biogenesis; ribosomal large subunit biogenesis.
UCUUUUCUACCAAUCUCUUUACGCCGCAUAGGGUUUCUCUGCGUUUAGGUGAAAUUUUGAAGAUGAAGAAGAAGAAGCAAAAGGUUGUUACAGAUGGUCAAGAUUUGGAGUCUGUGAUCCACGACCAUACCCUGUUCUUUGAUAACUUGAUUCAGCAUAUUCCAUCCAAGUUUUAUUUGCCAAUUGAUGAUGAUGAGAAACCAUGGUUUCAGGGUCUCAGCAAAGCCGCAAAAGCUGAGGCAAAGAAAGAAACUAAGGAGAAUAUCAAGAAGUCUCGCAGAGAUCGAUUAGACCCUGAGAAACCCUCUGCAACUACACUUGACAUUCUCAAGCAAAGCUUGGGAAAAGGGAAUGACAGUGAUGAAGAGAAGGGUGCGGUUAAGCCUGUCAUGUCUGGGCCCGAAGGAGAUGAUCGGUCUGUGACUUACGAAGGACUUCGGCAAAGGCUCCAUCGCAAACUUUUGGAGUUUCGGGCAACUCGUUAUAAUGGGAAUUCCGAGAAAGCUAAGAAGGAUGAUAGAAAUGCUAAGAGAGGAUUUAAGGACAGGAAACGCAAGAGGGAUAAUGAGAAUGAUGAAAGUAACCCUGCGGGCCAAGAGUUGGCGGUGAAAGAGAAGAAGGAUGCCGCCGAGGCCUCCAAGGAGCUUGUCUUUGGCCAUGUUAAACUUCAGAAUGAAGAAGUGCAAGGGAAGAAGAAAAGAAAGGUUUCAAAGCAUAAGAAACUUGAAAGGGCUAAGAAGUUAGAGGAAGUGGAGAAGAAAGAUCCUGAGAAGGCCAAAGCUUUUGCUGAUAAGCAAUCAUGGAAAGCGGCAAUGGAUAGAGCUUCCGGGAUUAAGGUCCAUGAUGAUCCCAAACUGUUGCAAAAAAGCAUAAAUAAGGAGAAGAAGAGGCAGCAGAAAAAUGCAGAGAAAUGGAAGGAGAGGGUUCAAACAAGGGACCAGUUGAAGGCAGAGAAGCAGCAAAAAAGGUCAGAAAAUAUAGCUGAGAGGAUUCAUCAGAAGAAAAUGCGUAAAAUUGCAAAAAGAGAGAAAAAGCUCAUGCGGCCCGGCUUUGAAGGUCGCAAAGAAGGUUUUAUUAAUGAUGGUUCCAGCUAACAUGUCUUUGAAGUUUACUGAUUUGUGCCUUUUCCUUACAUUACGUUCUUGCUUUCAAAGAAUCCGGGCAUUUGCAUUGUUAGAGAAUGAGAAUUCAAGGGGGUAAAAAAUUCACCUUGCGGGGGAUUUUGGCCAGUUUAGAGUAAGUAUUGAACUCCACAAUAAAGUAACACUUGUCUAUUUUUUUUCCCAUUGAUAUAUGGUAAAUUUUGAUGCUAUCGGGUACUGUCUUUUGUUUCCUCAUCGAUAAUCAUCUACUAUUUCUCCGCAAUUCACUUUUCAACAACUAAUCUGCAUUUAAAUUAAAAUUGGCCUUGCUAUCGGGAUGCUUAGUAUACAACUCUUUACCACAAUAACUGACAUUAUCGGUAUGAUAUCAUAAUUGGUUUGACAGCAAUUAUAUCGAGUCUGGACUAGGAUUUUGCUCUCUGACCUUAG